Syngnathoides biaculeatus (alligator pipefish) is the source of this 4164-nucleotide messenger RNA. It is a transcript of the gene tlr22, whose product is annotated as toll-like receptor 22. Lineage: Eukaryota; Metazoa; Chordata; Actinopteri; Syngnathiformes; Syngnathidae. The transcript is spliced from 5 exons. Gene Ontology annotation, biological process: toll-like receptor signaling pathway; immune response. Gene Ontology annotation, molecular function: transmembrane signaling receptor activity; protein binding. The record is from RefSeq and is a predicted model, not a curated record. Gene Ontology annotation, cellular component: membrane. Bases 252 to 3104 code for a protein of 950 amino acids.
UCUUUGCCUCUCGAGCCACGUGACUCAUCAUCGAGUCAAGAAAGCGCCGCCGAGUCUCACUUCCCCCACUUGCCACACGCGCAGCAGAAAUAUGACAACGAAACCAAAAGUUUUCCAACGCUUUCCUCGCGGCGUCUUACACCGGAACAUUUCUGAAAGAUCGUCGACCUGCCGGGCAGAUUUGAACCUGAUCUCACUCUACCGUAUGUCCCCGUCUGAAUGGACGCGAGCGUCCAUUUGGAGCAAAGAUUAUGACUCCGCUGUCCCUCGGAAUUGGCCGAGCCUUACUGCUCGGCUUUGGUCUUUUAUUCCCUUGGACCAUCGACGGUUGCGCUGGAUUCGUGCUGAAGGACUGUCGAAUAAGCAACGGCAACGCCAUUUGCUCGGCCAGCAAACUACGAGCCGUCCCUCGGGACAUCCCCCCCUCGGUCAAAACCUUUGACUUGGCUGUGAACAAAAUAUCGAAGAUCCGUGCGGGCGAUUUCGUCAAUUACACGGCUCUGCUGGAGAUAGACCUCAAACGCAACAACAUCUCCCAGGUCGAGAAAGGUUCCUUCGCCAGCCAGCGCGCGCUCAAAAAGUUAAAUCUGAAUAAUAACCGUCUCGCAGAAUUGGGAGAUAUUUUUGGCGGUUUGAGCAACCUGAGUGAGCUAAGACUGGCGAGCAACGACAUCAGGACCGUGGCGCCUUCCUCCUUUCAGCCCCUGACAAAUUUGACUGUCUUGGACUUGUCGUUUAACAAAUUGCAGCACCUGACAAAGGUUCACUCUGCAUUGCAACAUUUACCAAAUCUGCAGUAUCUGUUCAUCAAAAAAAUCGGUUUGACCAUUUUCCGGUCCUGGGAACUGACCAACAGGACAGUGGGCGUAGCGUACCUUGACAUGUCUCAGAAUUACAUCGAUGUCUUCAGUGUCAGCGCAGAUGUUUUCCAAAACCUCACUUGGCUCAAUAUAGGUGGUUCUCCAAGGAGGCAGGAGUUGUCGUGGGAGAUCGGCGAGCCGGCGGGGCUCAGCCGGGUGACCACGCUGGACAUUGGUGGACUUCGCUUGGCGCAGAAAGAUGCCGGUGCGCUUUUCCAGAGCUUGAGCUUCUCACUGAGCACUCUCAGGAUGAACGCCAUGAAAUGCGACCUCAGAGAGCUGCUCAACAUGUCCUGCGCCAUCCCGACACUUACUCAGCUGCAACUCAGACGCAACAAACUUCGGCAGGUGGAUUCCCGUCUGCUUCGUCUGUGCUCCUCCCUCACCGAGUUGGAUUUGGCUGAAAAUCGCAUUAAAAACCUCUUCAGUGACUCUUUCAGAGCUCUUCAAAGCUUAAAGCGCUUGACUCUCAGCCAAAACAGGCUCUCGUCGGUCCCACCCGCCAUUAGGAAUCUGACCAGACUUCUGGAACUGGACCUGAGCUCCAACAACAUCACCUUUCUGGGGUGUCGAGACUUCGAGGAGCUCGGCAACCUCAGAGUGCUCGGCCUUGAUCAGAACUUCAUCUCGACUCUGAAGCAGUGUGUGUUCAAGGACCUGACCAAGCUUCAGGUCCUCAAAUUGCAGAUAAACCGAAUCACUGAAUUGAACGGCGCUUUUAAAAGAUGCUUGCCCAAUCUUAGACAGCUGAAACUUGAUGAUAACAAACUUACCGCUAUUGGACGGGGAGACUUUGAGGGGUUGCGGUCCCUCCAGAACUUAUCGAUGCAGAGGAAUGAACUCUGCAAACUCGAAAACGGUUCAUUUGUCGGCCUAACGAUGCUCACGGACAUUCUGCUGCAAUCCAAUGAGCUCCAAGAGACUGACAUAAAGGCAAGCGUGUUCAACGAUCUUAUUAAUUUAAGACGGUUGAGUUUAUUGAACAAUCGCGUCAAGUACAAAACCAGUUCCGCGUUGCCCGUACCGCCGUUCUCUCGGCUUUCUCGUCUGGAGACUUUAGCCAUGGCGGGACAACACAGCAGGGGCAAGUUCCAGCUGCCUCGCAACUUCCUUCGAGGUUUGACCAACCUUCUGAUUUUCGACGCCAGGAAUGUCCAACUCAUAUCCUUGCACCAAGACACGUUCAAGUACACACCGCGGCUUCAGAAGCUUGACAUCAGCUCAAAUGAGCUGAUGGAUGUCUCUCCCAGGUUGUUCGAUCCCGUCCCGAAUCUCCGUAGCCUCUACAUUUCAAGAACCUCUGUUCCGUCGCUCGAUUUCCUAAACGAGGCCAACCUUACCAGCCUCGAGUUCUUACAGGCACGAAGGAACCAGUUUUCAGUCAUCACCCGGGAACAAAUGGAAGCCCUUCCUGGUCUGGCAUAUUUGGAUCUUCAAGGAAACAGUUUCUUAUGCGACUGCGACAACACCUGGUUCCUCCAGUGGUUGAACAAAACAAAAACCCAAGUGUUCGACGCCGAUAACUUUGUAUGCAACUACCCCCGCCACCUUAACGGCAUGAAGCUGCUGGAACUCGACGUCCGAUCCUGCUCGGUAGACGUGGAGUUCAUCUACUUCAUCUCCACCGCGUGCGCCAUCCUCCUGUUUCAGCUGUCAGCCUUCACCUACCACUUCCUGCGUUGGCAGCUGGCCUACGCCUACCACCUCUUCCUGGCUCUGCUCUACAAGAGGAAAUUCAGGGACAAGGAGCCAGAGUGCCUCUACGACGCCUUCGUGUCUUACAACACGCACGACGAGGCCUGGGUCUUCGGGGAGCUGCAGCCCAAACUCGAGGAAGAGCAGGGCUGGAAGCUGUGCCUGCACCAUCGAGACUUUGAGCCAGGGAAGCCCAUCAUUGACAACAUCACAGAGGCCGUCUACGCCAGCAGAAAGACCAUCUGCGUAAUCAGUCGCAAAUAUCUGGAGAGCGAGUGGUGCUCCAGGGAGAUUCAGAUGGCCAGCUUCCGCCUGCUCGACGAGCACAAGGACGUCCUCAUCCUGGUCUUCCUGGAGGACAUUCCCAUCUGGGAGCUGUCCCCUUACCACCGCAUGAGGAAGCUACUGAAGAAGUGGACCUUCCUGAGCUGGCCCCGGGCGGCCCAGUGCACCGACCUCUUCUGGGAGAAGCUCCGGCAGGCUCUUAAGACCGGCGAAAACGUGGGCGGGGAAAUGUUGCUCCUCACCGUGACGGACUCAACGGGGUGAACGUGACGAGGUGGAGGUAACGAAGGCGGACUAUACAAGCAAGUGGAAAUUUAGAUUUGGGAACGUUGGGCGUAGUACCACCUUGUGCCACAACAUGCAGGGCGGCGCUGAGCUCUACUCGAUUUUGACCGGAGAGAGAAAAAGAAACAGAAAAGGUAAAAUAAAAAUCCUCGUGCCCUGUGAGGCAUAUAAUUGGUGACAUAAAACAUGCUCAAUUUUCUUACGAUGCUGCGCCGUGUCUGCUAAAAUAGCAGUUGUCUGAAGUAUUAUAGAUUUAGAUGUCAUAUGUAAAUGACACCUAAACUUGCCGUUUCAUUCGCAUUAAGCUAUCGAAGUGGUGUUCAUAUAUGGUUUGGUGAGACAUUUUGGCGUUCUAAUAUAUUUUUAUGAGUAGCUUUUACAGUAAACUUCAUCUUGGAGUGACCAAGAGACAACUUGGAAGGACGCAGGCUUGAAAGCCCUCUCAUUAGGUGAAAUGUGAAAAACGAAAGAGUGAGAACAAAAUGUCACUCAUAUAACGUGCACCAAAAAGGAACACUUCAAAAGUGGGGCUUAAUUAUUUUUGUUAAAAAAAAAAAAAAAUGCGUGUUGGCACCAAAAUUUUUUUGAUGAUAGUUUCCACUCAAUUGCGUUCACGCUGCAGUCACUUUCCAAGAUGUCCGAUACAUAUCUGUGGAGAAGAGACCUGAUUCUGAUCUGUAGAUAUCUGAUUCCAUGGUUUGUUUUUUUUUUUUUUUUUUUUACCCCCUUCCAUGAGGCAUAUCGAAUUGGAAUUUUUCCAUUUGUCCGGCCUUAAAGAGCCCUUCACAAGUUUCAGAGGACAAUUGUUUACUUUUCCAUAUGCGUGGAACAAUCGGGUAGGAUUUCACUCCCUUUAGCAUGCCGGUACUGCGUCUGCCAAGCAAAUUCGAACUGGGAAGUCCUCAUUUUUAUCUCUCUCGCAACGUUCUGGUCCCAUUCUGACAUUUUACAGCAAUAAAAAUUCCUUCAAUAUAUUUCUUUCCAACUGAAAAUUUGAUGAAUUUUUCUUCAUGAACCCAAACUGCACAGUAAUGACAAU